Rotaria sordida is the source of this 7209-nucleotide messenger RNA. Lineage: Eukaryota; Metazoa; Rotifera; Eurotatoria; Philodinida; Philodinidae. The record is from the annotation of a GenBank genome assembly.
AUGCCAAAAUCACCUCGAUGUUUAGCAAUAAUGAAUGUUCAUAAUCGUCGUGAUCGACUAUCGACAUUACUUAAACUAAAAAAAAAUGAAAUAUGUCAAACACAAUUAUCCUGUCUAAUAGAUAUUGAUGAAAUGAUUCGAUGUGAUGAAUUAAUCAGUCCAAUUGUCAUACGAACAAAUAAUCCAACUCAAAUUGAACGUCAAAUUCAAGUAGAUACAAUUAAAGAACGUUUUAGUGGUCUAUUUAAAACUCGUAUUGAAAAAGAUUCAAUAAUAAAUUUAAUAAAUGAUGAAAGAAUUUUACAAGCACUUAUCGAUAGAGAUGGACAACGAUGGUCUGAAUUAAUUGAUCAAUUAAUAAGUGAACAAUCGAAUUUUUCAUUAAGUGAAAUUGCACAACAAUUACUUAAUACUAUUGAACGUUUGUAUACUACUGAAAGAUUAAAUAAUUUAACAACUGGUCAAUUACAACGUAAAAUUCGUUAUGCAAUGUCUCAAUUAAAACAUAUUGAUGAACAUUCAUAUUUACAAAAUAAUUUUAAAACAAUAAAAAAUAAUCGUACAAAUAUAAAUUCAAGAAAACAAACUGAAUGCAAUGGUACAAUGGAUAUGGCAGUAACAGUAAGACAAAUUGAUAAACAUCAUAAUCAUCAAUCAAUAGUAUCAUCUAAUCAUAUUUGGAAACCAUAUGUUGAUCGUUUAUUCGAUCAAGGUCAUUCAGCUGAUGAAAUUAAACGAUUAUUACAUAAAGCAGCAGAAACAACAAUGCAAUGUGAUGAUUAUCGUUUACAAGAUGUUUUUAAUUAUAUAGAUACAAAAUCAAAACAACAAAGAGCAAAAACGGCACCAUCAAAAAUUGGAUUCACUACAGCUUCAACAAAAACGAAACCUGUAACAUCUGAACAAUUCCAAUCAACUAAUUUAUUUCAAUCAAUGAAACCAAACGAAACAAUGGAUAGUAAUAAUAGAAUUAUGAGAUGUUCUUCACCUUCAAUAUCAGUAAGAAAGGUUAUGUCAAAUGACUUCUCAUCUGCUUUUAAUAACAAAGAUCAAAGAUCGACAAUCGAAGGAAUAAAAAAUAAAUCUAUUUCGUCUAAUGUUUCGUUGAACAGUAGUUUAAUUAAAUCACCUAGUAUCGAAUCAGAUAUUAUUCAAAUAGAAUCAACGGAGAAUAAAUUCAUUACUGAUUUGAAUAAGAAUGAAAAAGAACAAAAUUUACCAUUACAUUCGUCGACUGAUCAAGAACAUAUAAAUAUAAUGGUAAAUUCAAGUCCAACUACUAUGAAUAAACAUCGAUCUAUAACCAAUAUAGAAAAAAUAAUACAAAGUGAAAAAAAUAAUGAUAAGAACUCUGAUAGUGAUGAUAUUAUCAUUAUUACUGAACAAAAACCAUAUCAAAGCCAAGAAAUAAUCGACCCUACAACUUCACAAACUAAUGAAACAUCUAGUUUUCAUAAUCUAAAAACAGAUUCUUCAACUACAAGAAUUAAACCAUCAAAUAAUCUAAUUGAUAUGCCUUUGACAAAACUUGAAGAGCAAUCCAUUCAUGCAUUGCAACAUGUUCAAAAUACUCUUAAUACUAUUGACAAUACUCAUCUUCAUUCACAUUCCUUAAACAUUCCAGUUGAACAAAAUAAAUUGAUUGAUAUUAUCUUCGAAUUAAAUUUACGCAAACCAGAUAAUAUUGAAAUUUUGAUGACUAAAUGUAUCAAACUCUUAAAUAAUGAAAAAUCAACUAUUGUUGUAUCACAACUAGAAGAAGUUUAUUUUCAGAAUUUGAAUGAAGAAAUAUCUAAUACAUUUAAUCUCUUACAAGAAUAUAAAAAACCAACUAUGCCAUUUAUAAUAAACAAUGAAGAUUCUUCGUAUAAUCGACAUAUUUCAAACAUGAUUAUGAUUUCAUCGGAGAGUCAAACUUCAUUAAAAUCGAUUAAUGAGAAUAUUGAACAAAUUAUUGAAUCUAAUACAAAUCUUGAUUUAAAACAUCAAGUAAACAUAUUAGAAUAUUCAAAAAUUGCUAGUCCUAUACGAUGUCGUCCUAUACCAUAUACCGUUUCGAAUGAGAUGAGAUCAACAGAAUCUUUAAGACAAGAAUUUAUUUGUUCGACAGAACACAUUUCAUUAACAACCAAAGAAUUAAAUGAACAACUAAUCACGAAUAAAAAUGAUCUGAAUUAUAGAUCGGACAUACCUUUAAAAAUAGAAAGUGAAUUAUAUGAUGAUCAAUCUCAAAAACAAUGGCUUGAUUCUCUACUUUCAAAAAUAUCUGAUAAUAUCAGUAGAACAUCGAAUAUCUCUUCGACUUCUCCAUCUUUAUUAAUUAUUAAUCAAACAAAGAUUGAUGAUAAAGACGAACAAGAAUCUACCAUUAUGAAAUCAGUAGAUCGACAGAUAUCAUCAUUGAAUGAACAUUUGAAAUCAUCUAUAUCUAUUCAUCAACAUACAACAAAUAUGAUUGAAACAACUGAUGACAUACAGAAUAUACAAUAUGUAACAGAUAUAAUCAUAUUUAAAAAAGAAUAUGCUACGUCAAUCAUUAUUCCUAAUCAAAUCUUUUCUAUGAUCGAAGAACAAUUUCAAAUAGUUGAAACAAAAUUAUUACAAAAUAAAGUAGUAAUAUCUUCGAAACAAAUUUUGAAUUCAAAUGAUCAAUUACUAUCAUUAUCGGACGAGAAAAAUAGUGAACAUAUCAACAAAGAACUUUCAAAAUUAAAUCAUGAUUUCGAUGAUACAUUUCAAAAGUCUCCUUCUAUUAUGACCGUACAUGCAAAUUAUGUCGAUGAAGAAAAACAAUCUAUUUCAUCAAUUCUUAAUGAUGAAACAUUAUCUGUAACCGGUCAAUCUUCACCUCCUUCAAAUAUUGAUUUAUUAGAGCAAUUAGAUCAACUUCAAAUACAUGAAGAUAUUGUAUCUUCAAAACAAUUAGUGCCAGCAAAUGUAUCGAAAAGUAAAGAAAAAUUUGAAUCAUCACAAAAAUUAUUCGAUAAUGGACAAGAAGACAUAAGAUUAUCAAAAACUGACAUGAAUUAUGUUCCAGAAAUAAACACAGAAUUAUUACCAUCGAAUGAUCAAAAAAAAGAAGAAAAAACAAAAUCUAUCGUAUCAUUUCCUUCAGAUAAUAAUGAAGACGAAAGUUUAAUAAGUAAAUCUCAUACAGACACUAAAAAACCAUCGAAAUCUUCACAUGUUAAUGCACAAGUACUUGAUGAACAUACAUCUAUAAUUGCUUCAACAGUAGUUAAUCACCAGAAUGAAAUUAGUCAAUUUCAGUUACCGAUUUCAACACAAUACUUCAAAUCCAUAUCUAAUGAUACUCCUACAUCAAAUGAAGAGAAACAUUCACCAAUUGAUUCACAUAAUCAAAAUAUUGUAACAGAAACGUCAAUUCAAAAUAGUAAAGAUAAAAAAUUAUCAAAUGAAAAAAUAGAUAAUGCAAUUAUUAAUAAAUUUCACAAGUCUACUAUCCUAUCAAUGGAUCAUUAUAUUACACGACAAUCAAUAAAAUCAGUACUUUCUCCAUCAAAAACUACAAAAAUGGAACAUAUCAAAUACAAAACGAUUGCUACAUCAUUACAACCAACCUCAAUUCCUACAACUAUUAAUAAUAUAUCCAAAGAAGAUGACACGAUGGUUAAUCGUACUAGCAUUCCAUAUUUUGUUACUGAAGAGACAUCUAAAUUGAUGACAUCAUUUACAAAAACAGCAACAAAAGAUGAUAUUAAUAACGAUGAAAAAUCUAUAAGUUCUAUGUCUAGUGGACAUGAUCUUCUGAUUGAUGAUGAUGAUACAACGAAAAAAGAUCUAAGAACUAAGUUAAAUUAUAAUAAUGAUCUGUUACAAAAUAAAUCCAAUUCACCAUUACUCUCUAAUGCAUCUAUACAAGAAUCAAGCUUGUUUGACGAUACUAUUCGUACAUCAUCAUCAUCACCACCAUUAAGUAGUAAAGAAAAUUUAAUUAACAAAAAAGUAGAUGAUCAACAAACAAAGACACAGUUAACAAUUAAUAGAACUAUUUCUCUACCUAAAAUCGUCAGUGAAGAAGGUCAAAGACCACUUAUCUCGACACCUCAUUCUUUCCUAUUAUCUACUAUUAUCGAUGAUAAUAUUCACAAUGAAAUGAAACAACCGCUUGAGAAUAAAGUUCAAUCUAUACAUAAGAAUACAAAGUCUUCGAAUACAUCAUUGUCAACUGCAAUAGAUGGGGAAAAUCAAUCGGAUAAGAUGCCGACUCAACGUACUAUCAAAGAAAAAUCUUCUGCAAAUGAAAGUAUUCGUAAUAUACCUCUUGAAAACAUUACUAAAUCAGAGCAUCCGACUAGUAGAUAUGACAAAUCGAAAGAGCAUACAAAUAUACAUUCAUCAUUUCAAAUUGAACAAAAUUCUCAAAAUGAAGAUCACCCAUUGGAAAAGAUAAAAUCGUUAAAACAGGAAAGCUUAGUUAAACAAUCAUCGUUACUUUCUAAUAAACAACUAGUAAUGGAUAUGGAUAGUGAAACGAAGAAUCCACUUGAUCAAAUUCGUCCUUCAUCUCAUAGUAAACUUGUCGAUAAUAAUCAAGAUCGAUUAGAUGAUCAUAAAUUUACUAAUACUGAAAAAUAUCCUUCGUCAAUGAUCGUUACUUCAGAUACUAAGCGAAUUGAUCGAUCUUCUCCGAUAAAAACAAAGCAACGACCAAUAACUUCAACAAUUACUUCUACAUUACCAUCAUCUUUUGCUAAUGUUAAUAUGCGACAGCAAGAUAUAAAACCUUGGAUAUCGUCAUCAGAAAAUAAAAAUGACAAAUCGAUAUUAGACGAUGCAUUAGUUUUGACAUCGAAAGAAAUUCCGCGGUCAAAACCAGUCUCCUCGUCCAAUCUUGUUCAUCAAAAUAAUCGAACGUUUGACUAUCGUCAUGAAAUUGAAAAUGAAAAAUUAUCUUCACAAUCGGAAAAAAGAGUAACAGAUGAUAAUCCUUAUCACUCAAAUUCGAAACAGCAAUCAUCUAUGACUAAUACAUUAAUUCGUGAUAGUAUUCAUUCAUCAUCAAUGCCAAAACUUUUACUAAAACGAUCUUCAAUCAAACAAAAUUCUACUAUUUUACAACCGACAAAACCAAAUGCAACAUCAUCUAUUACAGAUGUUAGUACAUCUUCAAGUAAUAUAGUUGCUACUGAUCAUUUAAGAAGUACACAUUCCAUAACAAGUGAUGAUCACGAAGAAGUUAUAUCACUGAAAAAAACAAAUAAAAAAAAUAAUUCUAAAGAUGAAUUUAUAUCAAAAGUUAAUUCUACUUCUAAACAUAAUAUGUUAAGAAAAAAAACACCACAACCAUCACAAAAUCAAUCAUUGACAUCUUUCAAUCAAAAACAACCAAAUAUCAAAACAUCAAGAAAAAAAUUUACAAAUUAUAGUUUAUUAACAAAUUCAGAAUUAGCAUAUGAUACUGAACAAGGAUCUGAUGUAUGGAUGAACAGUCAUGAAGAUAUUAGUCAAAUUUUAAGUAUUAAUGAACAAGAUGAAAGAAAACCAAAAAUUCAUAAACGACAACAAAAAAAACAAAAUAAAAAUCGAAUAAUCGAUGGUUCGAAAUUUAUGCCUUUUAAUUUAAAAGCACGUGCUGAUCAUCAAGCUUAUACCAUAGAUUCAUCAAGAUUACCAAGUAUUGAGCAAUCAUGUGGUGAACAUUAUCUUAAAAAAUUAUCAAAUUAUCUUUCUCAUCGUCCAAUUAUUCGUCUUCCAGUGACACAAAUAGAAAAAUUUGAAUGUGGAACUAUUGGACCUCAUCUUCAUCCUUCGUCAAUUGCUCGUCAAUUCUUUUUUUUACCAUCAAUUCAUAAUCGUCAUCAUUUAUCAUCUCAAAUUUAUCAAACAAAUGAAUCACUUACAGAUCAAUUUUAUUCUUUUAUGUCAUCAGAAAAUAUUGAUGAUAAACAAGCAUUUGAAUCAAUACUCAAUUGGCAACCACAGCAACAACAUUCAAUAUCAAAGACUGAACAGAGUAAAUUUCAACAUGUAUAUUUGUUAGAUACAUCAACAGGCAAUACAGUUCGUGGUAGACAAUAUCCUAUCUUAACUGAUGAAAUCGAUAUGAUUGAUGAUCCAAAUACAUGCACUAUUGUUAAUAAAUGGGCUUUUGCUGAUUUAGUUAAUACUGAACGAAAAAAAUUUAUUCAAGAAUCAACAGAUAGUAUUACGAAAUCUAAAAAACGAUCAAAGCUAAAUAAUAAUAAUAAUAAUAAUAUUAAAAUAUGUUUACGAAAACGACCAUUAACACAAUUCGAACAAAAUGUAUUCAAAGAAGUUGAUAUUAUAAGUAUUGUUGAUUCACAAACAAUAUUGCUUCAUAUACCAUCAAUAACUGUUGAUAAUCAAGUAUUCAUUAAAAAUCGAAAAUUUAAAUGUGAUCAAACAUUUGAUGAACAUUGUCAAAUAAGUACUAUUUAUCAUUCAACUCUUGCUCCAUUACUUGAUCUAGCAAUUGAUGGUAGCAAUUGUUUAUGUUUAAUUGGUGGUGGAAAAUAUUCGGGUAAAAAUUAUCUUCUUCAUUCAUUAAUUGAUUUAUUUGCAUUUGAUUUAAUUCGUCUUUUAUCAUCAUAUGAUAUCUAUAUAAAAUUACUUGGUAUAUGUCAUAAUCGAAUAAUUGAUCUUUUACAAAAUUAUUCACCAAUACGUAUUAUUAAAUCAAUGAAUUGGACAUUAAUACCAAAUGAUGUAUUUCAUUUAAAAAAUAAUGAUGAUAUUGAUUAUAUAGCAUGUCAAAUAAAAAAACGUCGUCGUUUUAUUCAUCAAUUAAUACAAAUUAAUUUUCAUGACAAAGAUCAAUCAAUAAUAAUAGGUUCAUUAAUGAUUGUUGUUUUAGCUUCAUCUCAAUAUGUUUAUACAAGAAAUUUAUGUUCACAUCGAAGAAAAUUUUUAAUUAAUUCAUUAAAUAAAACAAUUUUAUCAUUUAAAAGAGCAUUACUUGGUAUUCGACAAAAUCCAGAUCGUGUUCGAGCAGCAUUUAAUAAUGAUAUUUUAACUCGAUUAAUUCAACCAUAUGUAUUUCAUGAUCAAUCAAAUAUUUGUUAUAUUGGAACGCUUAAUCCAGGUCAUCGACAUCGUAUUGCAACGAAAUCUACAAUUGAAUUUGCUCGAAAUCUUCGUUUCUGUUUAAAACGUAUUAAUAAACAACGUCGAAAACGAGAAAAUUUAUCUCGAAUGAACACAAAUAAUAAUGAUAAUAUAUUUUAA